CACAACAGAAGGACCUCUCACAAUGUAUGAUCCAUUCGACCAAACCAUAGAAACUGGAAGGUCAUUGUCAGAGAUUGUAAUGGUGAGACCUUGAAUUUCAUCAGUUUAGAAACCAAAGACAUUUCAGUGGCCCAUAUUAUAUGCCCAUACGGCCCAGCCCAUUAAGAAACAAUUGGAGCAAUCGGAGAAAAAAGAGCCAGAGAUAAGCUAAAAGGUCUACGAUAGUUCCAUCGGACAUCGGCGGCGACAUGACUUCUUCGGCGGCGAUCAGAUCUGACAUCUACGACAGAGAAGAACGCAAGCAGCAAUACCAAGCACAUAUUCGUGGCCUGAAUGCUUACGAGCGGCAUAAGAAGUUCUUGAAAGACUACGUUCGAUUUUAUGGGAAGGAUAAGCCUGCAGAAGUUAAGUUACCGGUUAAAACUGAUCAGGACACACUACGAGAAGGAUACAGGUUUAUACGUUCUGAAGAAGAUGAUUUGGAUCCUUCUUGGGAGCAAAGACUGGUGAAACGAUACUAUGAUAAGCUUUUUAAAGAAUACUGUAUAGCUGACAUGUCAAGGUACAAGACUGGUAAGAUGGGUUUAAGAUGGAGAACAGAAAAGGAAGUAAUGACUGGGAAAGGGCAGUUUAUGUGUGGGAGCAAACAUUGUGAUGAAAAGGAAGGGUUAGCAAGCUAUGAGGUGAAUUUUUCUUAUCAUGAAGCUGGAGAAGAUAAACAAGCUCUUGUAAAACUCGUAGCUUGUGAGAGAUGUGCUGAGAAGUUAUACUACAAAAAAAGAAAGGAGGGUGAAAGAUCAGAGAGUAAAGAAAAGAAAAAACAGAAACGAAAACGGAGUAAAUCACACAGUGAAGAUGACACAGACGAAGAGGAGAAAAGAAAAGAGGGUGAAAGAUCAGAGAGUAAUGAAAAGAAAAAACAGAAACGAAAUCGGAGUCAAUCUCACAGUGAAUAUGACACUGACGAAGAGGAUAGGAGAAAAGGGAAAACAAGAAAGUCCAAGUUGGAAAGUGCUGAUAGAGAAGGCAAGGAUGAUGAAAACUUCGAUGAAUACAUGGAGGGGAUGUUCCCGGGUAAUGGGUGAUAUUCGAGACUUUCAAGUUUCAAAAGGUGACCAUCUACAUCGCAAGAAUAUCUUUUAUAUCAUAGGCUAGAUUGAGUUUGAACCCUGAAAUGUAAACACUUACAUAGCCCCUUAUUCACUGAAAGAAAUUGAAUUUUAAUAUCGAGACCAUAACAUCAAAUACUUUUAUUAUCUCGAGUUUGGUGUUGAUACCUAAGUAUACACAACAAUAGGACUUCUCACAUUGUGUGAACCAUCCGACCAAAUCAGAGAUGCCGACACAAUAUUAGAAAUACCCGCAAGACUCUUUCCAGAGACUGUAACGGUGAAAGACUUCUUCUCCCCUGGCGCCUUGAAAGAGAGUGUAGCUGGCUCAACCUUGAUGCUGAGUUUGGGAUUCCCAGACAAUUUUGCCUUGUAAGUGGAUCCCUUUUCCCCAACGUUGGUGACUGUUCUUGAAAAAGUGAUAUCUGAAGACGAUGAAGCUGACACUUUGGCUGACAUUGAAGGGUAGUUUAGAUUUCUCAUAGUAAGCUUUGAUUGUUCAGAACAAGUAAAGGUUCCACCCGCAAUGGUACUAAUUCCUUGAGAAGAGUAGUCCAAAGAGCAAAGCAUGUUCAAGUAAUCCUCUUUGGCUAUUUCGUAAACAAGCCCUGGAUCAACUGCCACUGUAGGGUUAACAAAUCCUGAUCCGUAUGCAAACUCAGCUUCUGCAUUUUUCGAAGCGUUCAUUGCCCAAGCUGCAUUAAAAACAAAAAGGAUUGAUUCGGAUCUCACUUAACUUAAACUCUUUCUUCAGAGAAUAGUUCGAUUUGAUGUUGAUAAUUACCGGUAGUCAUGAUAGCAGAUUUGAUGGCAGAAGCAGACCAAUCAGGACGUAGUGUCUUGACAUAAGCAGCUACACCUGCGACAUGAGGGCAAGCCAUAGAUGUUCCCGUCAUGAAAUAGUAAUCCACGCUUUGUCCAGGAACGCGGUUUGAGCCAGUGGUGAAUAUGCUGCUAAUAUAUUGACUCCUGGGCUGUUAUAUCAGGCUACAUAUAUAUACAUCUCAAGACAUCAGUCAAUCCAAGUACCAACAAAUAUAAGU
Arabidopsis thaliana (thale cress) is the source of this 2152-nucleotide messenger RNA. Its product is annotated as folate-sensitive fragile site protein. Bases 249 to 1085 code for a protein of 278 amino acids. The transcript has 12 exons. The record is from RefSeq and is marked reviewed. Lineage: Eukaryota; Viridiplantae; Streptophyta; Magnoliopsida; Brassicales; Brassicaceae.